Molecule: messenger RNA, 2112 nt
Organism: Fusarium subglutinans
Lineage: Eukaryota; Fungi; Ascomycota; Sordariomycetes; Hypocreales; Nectriaceae
Product: transcription activator
Exons: 5
Coding region: 1-2112 (703 amino acids)
Biological process (GO): DNA-templated transcription
Molecular function (GO): DNA binding; zinc ion binding
Source: RefSeq, a predicted model, not a curated record
AUGUCGUCGUUGUCAAGGCGUGGCCGUAAGCCUAAGUCAGCAAACCGAGCACAGCAGCAGCAGGCACAGCAGGACCGAGAGCCUGACUCAUCAGAAGCUGAUUGCGAUCUUGAGCAAAGCACACUGAAUUCACAGCCCGAGCAGAGCGGAACAUAUGACGUACGGGAAAGCCCCGAGCUCCCCACAAAUCCCCAGGACGCGGUAUCAUCACACUACUCGUCCAGCCACUCAUCCCAUCAUGAUGCUGUAUCACUGGAUAUGCAAGCUGAUUCCAUCACGGCACCAAGUUUCGACCAGCUGUACAAUGUAGCUGACAUCCAGACUUCCUAUCCUCUCCCUGAUUUCGACCUCGCAGUCCAUCAUGGUGCCGACUCUCUCCACGAAUCCCCUACACGCGAGCGAGCUUCGACCAUUACCCAAGACUUGCCAUCUCGUGCAUGCCGUUACAAGUGUCUCGAGCCAAUAAUCCCUUUGCUACACGGCAUAAUCGACGCUAGGCUUGUCUGCGAACUGUUCGAGCUUUACUUUGUUGAGCCAGGGGGAUCUUUGUUUAAAUGUUCUUCCCCGUAUGUUCUAGCUCAUGUUAUGCGCAAAGAGUCGCUGCUUCGAACAGACAACCCACGGACAUGCACGCCAGCACUAUUAGUUACCAUGCUCUGGGUCAGCGCACAGACAGCCGAGAGUUCCUUGUUUCUGCUUCCAGGCCAGAAAGCGAUUGUUUGCGAAGAGCUCAGAAAGCUGAUGAUGGGUCUAAUUCAAGGGAGGGACCGUGAUGUUUGGAACAGAACUACCAGCGGGCCCCUUGUGAGAGAUCUUGAGUAUGCUGCCACGGCCGGAGACCAAAACCGGCAAGAGUACCACGUUGGAUCAACCUCUACCGUCUCUCCACCAGUACCUCUGGUUGACGAUGUCCUCAUGUUCAUCCUCGUCACAAUCGUCUCUUCGGGCGGCGACUUUAAGACAGAUUGUCUUCGAUGGUGGAACAAGGCACUACGGCUGUCUCACAAUAUGGGAUUGAACAGAGAAGACACGCUUGAGAACAACUUCACCCAGUCAGAAACAUCUCUGUGUACAAGCCAAACAACCUCGUGCGGUUGUAGGACCUGUGAAGCUUCCCGCACAGGGUUGACCAUGUCAGAAAUCCGGGAAGAGCGUCGGAGAGCGUUUUGGUUAAUCUUUUGCCUCGAUCGUCACCUGGCCCUAUCGUUCAACGCACCACUCCGAAUCCUUGACGAUGAGUGCCAACUAUAUGCGCCGCUGUCAGAUGAAGCUUGGGCCGCCUUGUCAACAGGACGAGACCCUCAAGACGCAGCAUUGGAUAGAAGCUCACACUCUACAACGUUCGGAGCUCCAACUCGUAUAUCGGGGACUGGCUUCUUUGAAUAUUUUCUCCCACUCAUGACGAUCCUUGGGGAUGUUAUUCAAUUGCAUAGACAAAAGUCCCAUCCAAGAUUUGGCAAUAUUCGAAGGCCUCAAGCUGAUGGACAUGAGGAAGAAGAUGACCCAGCCACUGCAAUGAUCGAACAAGUCAUGGCACAGUGUGCACAGAGCAUAACUGACCUGGCUGGCUUGUACCAGGUCGAUGCACUUGAUGCCUCAGCAAUACCAGCCAGUCAAGUUCGCACGCCGCAAUGUGUGAUAUCGCCGCAACAGAGCCACGGGGACCCUCCCAGACCGUCAAAUCACACCGGCCACGCCUCAUCACAUCGUCGACACGCGCAAGCUCAGCUUGUUACUGCAUACAGCACAUUCAUACUACACGUCCUUCACGUGCUUCUACAUGGGAAGUGGGAUGCCGUCUCAAUGCUGGAUAAUAAAGAUGGCUGGAUACCAUCUGUAGGCUUCAUGAAAUGUGCAUCUCAUGCAAUAGCUGCGUCUGACGCCAUGUCGCGAAUCUUGACCUGUGAUCCUGAACUUUCUUUCAUGCCAUAUCUCUUUGGCAUUUAUCUUUUGCAUGGCAGCUUCAUCCUGUUGCUUUUUGCAGAUCGAAUGCCCCAACUUGGCCUGAACGAAUCUGUCGAAAAGGCUUGUGAGAUUAUUAUACGAGCUCAUGAGGUUUGCGUUGUGACUUUGAGCACGGAGUUCCAGUGUGAGGAGUCCAGCGACAUCUAA